Messenger RNA from Patella vulgata (common limpet), 1118 nucleotides. RefSeq lists its product as uncharacterized. The record is from RefSeq and is a predicted model, not a curated record. The transcript has 10 exons. The coding region runs from base 64 to 1035 and encodes 323 amino acids. Lineage: Eukaryota; Metazoa; Mollusca; Gastropoda; Patellidae.
GCCAUCUCCCAGGCAGUUCUAAACAUUAUCGAAGAAAUUCGAGACUGCACUGUAUUAUAAACAAUGUCUGAAAAUGAAAUACUUUGCAGUCCUCCAAAGUUACGAAGACUUGUUCAUCUUGAUAAAGAUAUUGGAAUUUUAUCAACCUCUACAGUAUUAUCAUGUCCAGAUAACCACAUCCAAAAUUUACAUCAACAAGAUACAUGUGGUGUCUCAAGUGUAAAUAUUGAGAGUGAGCUGAUUGACAGUGCUAUAGACCAAGUUGUCACACUACCACAAUUAGUAACAAAUGUGUCAGUUGCACACAAAGGGCAAAGUAAUGAAAUCAGUAAACAUUCACAAAAGCUCAUACAAUUAGAAGUACAACUCCAAAGAGAGGAGAAAUUAAAUAGUGAUAUAUUACUGGAUGUGUCAAGUGUAACAAAGAAAGUUUAUAUAACAGAAGAUUUAGUUAAAGAAAAACAGAAAUCAUGUCAAGUUUUAGAGAAAGAAAUAGAAUCUAUUGUUACAAGCAAUUCACAAUCAGAGAAGAAACUUGAUCUUAAAUUAACAGAAAUAGAAAAUGAGAAAAGAAUUUAUGUAGAAUAUAGACAUAAGAUGGAAGAACAUAUAGAAAAUGUAGGUUUAUUUAAAGAAUCAUUACCAUUAAACAAACAACUAGAUGAACAGAAACAUAAAGUGGAUACCUUACAAUAUAAAUACAAUGCUCUUUGUGAAAAUAAAGAGAAAAUGAGAUCUGUUUGUAGUGGUGAAAAAGAUGGAAUUAAAGAAGAAAUACAAUUAUUACAAAAGAAAGCAGAGACAAUGAGAAAAGAUUGUAUAAGUAAACAACAACAGAUUGAGAAAGUGAGGCAACAAGAACUAAAAGUUGAACAAAAUAUUAAUGUUCUACAUAAGCGUAAUAAAGCUCAGUUAACAAGAUUAAAAUGUCAAGUUAAAGAACAACAGUUAUCUUACAGACAAUGGUCAGAUCAAAUUUCUCAUUUAAAAAAGAUAUUAUCAGAUUUAAAACAUCAAAUGGGAGGAGCUGUCUAAUAGCAUAUUUUGAUAAUUACAAAGUCUACUUUAAAAAUAGAAAAAUAGAUUUAUUACAAUAAACAAAUAUAUAUCACAGAUUU